This is a messenger RNA of Nerophis ophidion (straightnose pipefish), 810 nucleotides long. Its product is annotated as laminin subunit alpha-3-like. NCBI's taxonomy places the organism in Eukaryota, Metazoa, Chordata, Actinopteri, Syngnathiformes, Syngnathidae. The transcript has 6 exons. The record is from RefSeq and is a predicted model, not a curated record. The coding region runs from base 1 to 810 and encodes 269 amino acids. Gene Ontology annotation, biological process: cell adhesion.
AUGCCAACCAAGCUGAGGAGCUUGGACAAAGCGCUCCCGCUGGUGGGAGCCAAGCUCGCCCAGGUGGAGGCCCUCAGAGAUAAGUGGCCUCCUAGUGGCAACAUGACAGAAAACAUCAACAGAAUCAAGGAACUGGUCCAGGAGACGAGGAGCUAUCUUAACAGGAUCUCCCUCGCCACCCCGUUCAGCGGAAGGGGUCACAUUGAGCUCCGCUCGCCCAGGAACGCCGAAGACAUGAAGGCGCUGACAGCCAUUGAUCUUCUCCUCAGCGUGGAAGAAAGACCCCCAAAGGUUGACCACGGCGGGGGAGACCAAAUGUUUGUUCUCUACCUGGGCAGCAAAGACUCUUCCGGGGACUACAUUGGCAUGGCCAUCAGGCGGAAGGUCUUGCUCUGCGUCUACAAGCUAGGCGGCGUCAUCCACCAGGUGGAGACCAGCCAGAUAAAGACCUCCAACUUUCACCAUGUUGUUUUCCAAAGAGUUUACCAGGAUGCUGAAGUCAACAUCACGGCAGAUUUCAUGUCGCCGUGGCCUCUCCAUCACACCCCCAAACGUUACCGCUCAAACACCUUGAGCGGCAUCCUUCACCUGGAUCCACAACACACUGCCUUCUACGUUGGCGGCUACCCUGAUGAUUUCAAUCCUCCCCUGGAGUUGCGUUUCCCCAAGUACCGAGGCUACAUGAAACUGUCCUACAUCAACGACCAGCCACUGAGUCUUUAUAACUACAAGCACGCCGUCAACAUGGAUUCCGACCUACGCGCUCUAACGUACGUGCCUGCUAAGAAAACUGUGAAAAAAGAAAACUGA